This is a messenger RNA of Lineus longissimus, 1786 nucleotides long. Its product is annotated as endoplasmic reticulum resident protein 29-like. Bases 85 to 1251 code for a protein of 388 amino acids. Gene Ontology annotation, biological process: protein secretion. NCBI's taxonomy places the organism in Eukaryota, Metazoa, Nemertea, Pilidiophora, Heteronemertea, Lineidae. The transcript is spliced from 6 exons. Gene Ontology annotation, cellular component: endoplasmic reticulum lumen; endoplasmic reticulum. The record is from RefSeq and is a predicted model, not a curated record.
CCGCUGCAAGAUCUGCCAUACACAAGCGUCUGUCUGCGGUGGUCUCUGAUUGGUCCACAUCAUCUGGAGAUCCAAGAAGACAGCAUGGCUCCCCCAGGUUUAAUCCUCGUUAGUUUACUCCUGGUUAUCCCCUUUUUAUCUCAAAUCAAGGGUGAAUUCAUUAAUGGUGCAAUCAACAUCAAUUAUGGCACAUUUGACAAGGUGAUAAGGCAGUUCAAAGCAGUCCUGGUCAGAUUUGACGAUGCAUACCCAUACGGUGACAAACAUGAUGAGUUCAAGAAGCUGGCUGUGUCCGCGAUGACCCAACCUGAUCUCUUGAUUGCUGACUAUGGAAUCAAUGACGACUCCGGCAGAGAUGACGAGGAGCAAGAUUCCGAUCGAGACAGAUGGGGUCGAAAUAGAUGGGAUGAUGAUGGGGAGUUCCCCCCUUAUAGUGGGUCCGGGUCGGGAGGCUACUCCGGCUCCGGUGGAUACUCGGGGUCGGGCAUGGACGAUGAUUAUAAAGAUGAUGAGGCUUAUAAGGAUGACUAUAAAGAUGAAGAUGCCAGUGUUGAGAAGGAGCCUGAGCCCAUUAACGUUGACGAGCCCAAGAGUGAUGAUGAGGAGGAAUGGAGUGGCAGUGGCAGUGGUAACUUCAGUGGAAGUGGAAGCGGUGAAUAUACAGAUUCAGAACCGAAAGACGAUGAUGAAAUGGAUGCUGAGAUGGAGUCGGAGAAGUCGCGGAUUCAACAGUCAGAUGACGAAGAGGAUAUGCAAGCCAACCGAGAAUACGCGCAGGGGAUGGGCAUCCAGAAGGAUGAUUGGCCGGUGUUCGUGCUCUACAUCAACAGCCAGAAGCGUAACCUCACCUACACAGGAGAUGUGACUGUUGAUGACAUGAAGGCAUGGAUCACCAAGGAAACCGGUCUAUGGCUUGGCCUCCCAUUCUGCAUGGAGAUAUUUGACGAGAUGGUGAGUGCGUUCCUGAAGCUAGAAAACCAAGAUGAAAUGGAGGACGCAGUUAAACAGGCUGAAGGUGUCGCGGCAACGCUGGAAGAUUACAACGAAAAGGAGUCGGCCAGGAUGUACGUCACGUACAUGAAUAAAAUCAUUGAGAAAGGAAAAGACUUUAUCGAGACUGAGUUGGAACGUGUUAAGAAGUUACGAGGUGGCCAAGCAAGCGAUAACAAGAAGGAACAACUCAGGAAUCGCUAUUAUAUGCUGACGUCGUUUUAUACGAGGCUGCCGAAGAAAACAAAUGAUGAAUUAUAAGAAUACGGAAGAUUAAUAGUAAGGUGUUGAAUUCCAUGUUAUGAUAAUCACCUCUUUGUACAGAUUCUUAAUCUACAUGUAGGUAACUUAUGCCAUGAGUAGGGCCAUCACAUGUGUUUCACACCAUUAUUAGUCUGAUAUGAUUGCAAUUGGAGAAGUCUAUCUCUAAAACUUAUCAUUUUGAAGCACUUAAACCUUUCUGCCUUUACCUAGGUGUGUAUACAUGUACAUAUAACAUACAUGCACAUGCAUUCCCACUCAAAUCAAGUGUUGUUAGUUUCAGCUUAUUGUAUUGAUAUUAUGUUAAAUCCGUCCAUGGGAAAUACGUGUGAACAAAUUACAAUACUUGCUGAACCAGCAGGCCCACCUUGAGUAAAAGAUAUACAGCCUUAUGAUUGAAAUACCAUGAUUUCUUAUAGCCUUGUCUUUAGACGUGUGUAAAGCUCUAAUCAAACUGCUGAAUGUCCGUCUGCUCAAUAUUUACCUUGUGUCCUCAAUGUUUUCAUUGUUUGAAAGAAUAAAACGUUGUUAUUGA